GUAGCAGCAGCAAAAGCAAAAGCUGGUCAAAGGUUAGGGUUGUUAUUUGACCACGGCCUAAACGUAUUGGCCAACAUUUGAUGUUGUAGAGGUCAGCAAGCGACAACAUGCCGUCGACGGUGCAGGCGGAAUCCACCAAUACGACAACCACCCGGAUGGUUCAUCCAUUGCUACAGCAAUUUCAACAAUUAUUCUUUGUGUCCAAGUUAGUUGGCAUCUUGCCGCAAGAUUUGGAAAAGUUUCGUUCAAAAAAUGUUCUCGAGAAAUCGCGUAAUGGUGCAUUCUAUAUGGUGUUUACACUGAUUAUCUAUAUAAUAUUAUAUAAUCUGUUGAUUUACUCAUUCGGUGAAGAGGAUCGUACAUUAAAGGCAUCGCAGAGCACUUUAACCUUUGUGAUUGGUUUAUUCCUGACCUAUAUUGGUCUCAUAAUGAUGGCCACGGAUCAGUUGACCGCUCUGCGUAAUCAAGGACAACUUGGUGAUCUCUAUGACCGUAUACUCGCCGUAGAUGAACGUCUCUUUAGAGAGCAAUGUGUGGUCGAUAAUAGUCAUAUAUCGGGCAGGAUUAAGAUAAUGCUUAUAAUGACCUUCUUCUUUGAGAUCUCAAUACUGAUAGCCACCUAUAUUAAGCUAGUGGAUUACACUCAAUGGAUGUCCGUGCUUUGGGUGGUAUCGGCAGUGCCCACUUUUAUUAAUACGCUAGAUAAAAUAUGGUUUGCCGUCUCGCUAUAUGCAUUAAAGGAACGUUUCGAGGCCAUCAAUACGACACUGGAGGAAUUGGUGGCAACGCAUGAGAAAUUCAAGGCAUGGCUAUCGGGCGGUGAUCCCUAUAUGGAUGAUAGUCAUAGUUUGGAUAGCUCACAGCCUCCGCCGCAAUAUGAUAGUAAUUUGGAGUAUCUAUACAAGGAACUUGGUGGCUUGGAUAUGGGUUCAUUGAAGGGUUCUGGCCGCAACAAAGUGGCUCCAGUUGCCCAUUCGAUGAACUCUUUUGGCGAAUCGGUGCAAACUGGCCAAAAGCCUCAAAUGAAUCCCAUGACCGUUAAUAUGGCCCAUGAGAGUGAGCUUAGCAAUGCCACCAAGGUGGAGGAGAAACUGAAUAAUCUAUGCCAAGUGCAUGAUGAGGUCUGUGAAAUUGGCAAGGCAAUGAAUGAGCUAUGGAGUUAUCCGAUUCUAUCUUUGAUGGCCUACGGUUUUCUCAUAUUUACGGCUCAAUUGUAUUUUCUGUAUUGUGCCACACAGGCUCAAUCGAUACCCUCACUAUUCCGUUCGGCCAAGAAUCCCAUUAUCACGGUGAUCGCAUUGAGCUAUACAUCCGGCAAGUGUAUCUAUCUCAUCUAUUUGAGUUGGAAAACGUCGCUGGCCUCAAAGCGUACGGGCAUAAGUCUGCACAAAUGCGGAGUUGUGGCCGAUGAUAAUCUUCUGUACGAGAUUGUCAAUCAUUUGUCAUUGAAAUUACUCAAUCACUCGGUGGAUUUCUCUGCCUGUGGUUUCUUCACUCUAGAUAUGGAGACGCUGUAUGGUGUUAGUGGUGGCAUCACCAGCUAUUUGAUCAUUUUGAUUCAAUUCAAUUUGGCUGCCCAACAGGCCAAAGAUGCCAUACAAACCUUUAAUUCGUUUAACGAUACAGCUGGACUUAUGGGAGCAGCUACCGAGAUGGGCAAUGAAAGUUCUACCACUACGAUCCUAUACGAUUUGAUGACGACCACCAUGAUGACUCCAAUUGAUUGAAAUGUUUUUAUUUUGACUUUCUUUUUUGUAAUUUUUUUGAAUGCACCUUCUGGCACCACACACAUUUCUCUCUUUGAAUAAAUUGUCAUUUCACAAU
Drosophila willistoni is the source of this 1824-nucleotide messenger RNA. It is a transcript of the gene Gr66a, whose product is annotated as gustatory receptor for bitter taste 66a. Gene Ontology annotation, biological process: sensory perception of taste. Bases 108 to 1727 code for a protein of 539 amino acids. NCBI's taxonomy places the organism in Eukaryota, Metazoa, Arthropoda, Insecta, Diptera, Drosophilidae. The record is from RefSeq and is a predicted model, not a curated record. The transcript has 3 exons. Gene Ontology annotation, cellular component: axon; dendrite; neuronal cell body.